GUUCAGGCUGUGUGAAGAAUUUGUAUGUAUGCUGAGGGAGAUACGUGUCGUAUUAGACGCUAGUAAAAACCGAACCACUAUGGCUGCUGUUUACACGGUAAAUGAGAGUAGUGUGCAGGGUGACAACGGGGGAUUGUCUUGCGAAAAUGUGCCAAGGGGUUCUAAACUUGUUAUAUCGCCGCUAGUGGUAAAGCCCAAAAAGAUUAAAGCAGAAUACAGUACUACUACUAGUGCGGAGGAAGCGCAUGGGGGCUGCACUGACCCAGAGCAGGUAUCGAGACACCAUGCUACAGGGGACGAUGCAUUAGUGGAGAUAAAAGAAGAGCGUAACGACGACGAAGAAUAUUUCCAGAUAAAGUUAGGUGAUAUCGGUGGGAAUUCAGAUGAACGGGUGCAAAACAACGAAUCAGACCAAGAAGAGCAAGACAAGGAAAGCGCUGCUGAUGGGGAUUGGCUUUUCCGCUGUGUGGAUUGUGGUGAAACCUUUGGGCAGAGGGAGGCCUACCUGGAACAUCGACGUGAACAUACUCACGAUGGCCCUAUAGUCUGCCUCGACUCAGAUUCACAGUGGGAUGACCUACUUGUUUCAGAGGAUGGGGGACGGCGAACACUGUGCUGUGCUCUUUGUGGUCGUAAAUUUUCCAGUUCCAGAGGUUUUUUUGCCCAUCAAAUUAAACAUCGCAGUGAAGACAUCAAGCAGGAGCCAGAAUCUGAGGUUGCAAUCUCAGUGCGUAAACAACACAUUUUUGAAUGCAAAGAUUGUGGCAAAAAAUAUUCUGCUUUAGGAUACUACCUCAAUCACCAGCGUUCACACAAGCAAGCCUCAAAGUCUGUUUUCCAUCAGCUGGCCCAAUUAAAAAAAAAGUCUUUCCAAUGCUCUACUUGUGGUCGAUGUUACUCCCGAGCUUCCGCUCUUGAUGCCCACCAUCGCUGCCACGAAGUGAAACUAGUAAAAUCCCGGAGCUCUGGCAUGGAGAAGCCUCCUACACUACAGGAAGUUGCAGAGGAAAAUGGAGAUAAAGUUGGAUAUUAUAAGAAGUCUGUAUUGCUUCAUAAAUGUUCUGAUUGUGGAAAAGCAUUUCGCUCCUUGUCUGGCCUGGGAAAACAUCAGCGCUUCAGAUCUAACUGUAAAGGAGAAUUUAAGCAGUCCUUUCACUGCCCUGAGUGUGAUAAGAGUUUUCUGAGCAGUAAUGCUCUUGCAGGCCAUCAGCAAUGGCACAUUAGGCGGAUCAGCAGUGGGAUGUCCCUAACAUGUAAAGAAUGUGGAAAGGUCUUCUCUUCACUCACUUUCUAUCAGCGGCAUCAACGAGUGGCACACAGUGCUCCUGCUAAGUCAUUUCUCCAUCAAGUGUGUCAGCUGCAGAAAAAGUCCUUUGAGUGUCAGGAUUGUGGACGUCGUUUCUCAAGGGCUUCGGCGCUUCAGUCCCAUCGGCUUUGUCACACUAAUGUUCUUGGGGAUCUCCCUGAAAGGGUGUCCCAGAAGCCAGUUAGCACUGAAAGCCUGCUGUCAGCAUCCCAAAAGUUAUAUUUGUGUGACAAAGAAAAGCCAGAGAGCUUUGCUAUUGGAACUCUAGUGUAUACCCAAGGGACUUCACAGACAUUGGAUAUUACUGAAGGCUUUUCUUGCAAGGAGGCUGAUGAAGUGACUAAGGGUGAUAAUAUUGGUUUGGGUGUGGAAAGUGUUAAUGUAACUGGAUCUGAUAAUUCAGUUGCAGGAAAUGCUCCUUUAUUGGUUUCAAGAGCUGAACCUCAAACAUCAACAAUGUGUGACCCUGAAAAUAAAGACGACGUGACGAUACCUCUAAACCAAUCAGCAGGGUCAGGAAGUUCAGAAGUUGAUGUAGAGCUUGAAUUUGAACCAGUGGAAAGCAGAGAAAAUUAUAAUCCACCUUCUAAAAGGAGAAGUUCUGACUGUCCCGAAUGUGGUCGUAAGUUUGCUAGUGCUAAUGCUAUGCGUUGUCACAGGCUGUGGCAUAAGAGACCAAUGGGACGGGCUGCAGGCCAUAAGAUUUGGACUCACAAAAUUCCAAGCCAAACUUAUUUGAAAAAACUCUUCAAAUGCAAUGAUUGUGGCCAAGAGAGUUCAACACUUACCUCUCACCACCAACAUCUGCAACAACAUGAAAACCCGAAACCCCAGAAAUCUCUGUUCCAGCUUGGUGGCUUGAAGAACUCAUUUGAGUGUGAAGAAUGUGGAAUGUGUUUUUCUCGUGCCUCUGCUUUGCACUCUCACCAGCAACACCAUGUCCAGCCUAAGAGAAUACACAAGUGUUCACUUUGUGAAAAAGCUUAUUCCAGUCACAGUGGUUUGUAUAGCCACCAAAGAGCCUGUCACGCAGCAGCUCUGUUUAGAAAAGACCGGUUUAAUCCAAGGAAGACUCUUCUUGGCCCAAAGUUGUAUUAUUGUGAAAAAUGUGGAAAAGGCUUUUGGUCACUGGGGGCAUUUUCUCAACACAAGCAACAGCAGUGUGCAGAGGUGCAAGGGAAGACUAACACACCUGAGCCAGUUGCCUCCAACAAUAGUCGGUCUCGUGCCUCAUGUAAGCGUGCUGUCUGUCCUGUUUGUGGCAAGAAGUUUCGCCAUAGGGGGUACUUGGCUUGUCAUAUGAAGCGGCACAACAGCACCCCGAAAAAGAAUCAUAAGUGUGAGGUGUGUGGAAAGUCCUACAGCAUUCUUUCCUGCUUCUUCAAACACCAACAAGUGCAUGAUUCUCAAGAAUUCAAGCCAGCAGUAAAGUCUUUUCAGGAUGAAGUGGAGCAAGUAAAAAAGAAUACCUACAGCUGCCCUCACUGUGACAAACUCUUUUCUCGAGCUAUGGCUCUUCAGUUCCACAUGAGGAGUCAUGGUUAUGAAACUGGCUAUCCAUUUUCUUUGUCUAAGUCACUUCCCAGUGCAGAUUUAUUUAAUUGUCCUACUUGCCCUGCUCAUUUCUCCAGCUAUGCAGUUCUUCAGGACCAUAUGAGUCAGAAACAUGGUGGAAAUAAACAGAAGGUUAAUGAGGGAACCAUUGAAGACAAGAAGCAAAAAAGCCUGGGAAAACCUGUGAAGUCUCUCAGUAAAGGAAACAAAAAUUUGCAGAGCAAGACAGAUAAUUGCACUAAAACAACGAAGGCAUCUCAGUUAUUGCUAAAAUCACUUCAUUCUCCAGUCAAGUCUGAAUCUGGAAAAUAUAAAUGUAGUGAGUGCGGAAAAGGAUUUUCAGUUGCUGGAGCACUUAAUUUUCAUAAAAGGAUUCAUCUACGGUAUCAGAUUACCUCUGAUCUAGGACUUCCCUUUCCUGCUGUUGAGGAACCCAAGUAUCAGAAGGAUGGUAGUGACAUUAACAACCAGUAUGUUUGUCCAGAGUGUGGAAAGAGCUUUAAUACAGAUUCUGCCCUAGGAACCCACAGAUGUUGCCACACAGAAAAAGAAUUUUCUAGUACUUUGUCAAUAGGUGAUGUUGACAAAUCCAAGAGCGUAGACAAUGGACCAUUUCACUGUAACCAGUGUGGCAAAGGGUUCUUUUACUACUGUGUUCUUAGACGCCAUCAAAUGCAUCACUAUGGAUAUGAGACUCAAGGAAAACCAGAAUCGCGCUCUGAUAGCACACAGGAAUCUGACAAACCCUCAACAAGCAGGUUAGCUUGUCCAAAAUGUGACAAGACAUUCAACCGUGCUUCUCUCUUGGCCUCUCACUAUCACAGUCACCAUGACAAAACUGCCAUAUGUUCGCAGUGUAGUGUUCCCUUCUCUUCCACAGAAGCUCUCCAGAAGCAUCAGUCCCAGGUCCAUUGCAAUCUGGGAUUGUGUAACCAAUCUGAUGUACAAGGCCCUGUCAAAUCCAAGGGUAUAGUUCAAAAGAAUAAGUGUUAUAAAUGCCCUGAUUGUAGCAAGCACUUCUUCAAAAUUAGGGGUCUUCGAGCACAUAGAUGGAAGAUGCAUCAUGGAAGCAAAAAGGCUUUGGGGGCCUUCAAAACCAGCCUGAAACCCUUUCCUUGCACAGGAUGUGAGAAAAGAUACAGUUCUCAAGGUGCACUCUAUAACCAUAGAAAGAUCUGUGUUGUAGCCAAAAAAAAGCUAAAAAGACAAAAGAUUGUUAAGGAUCCUUUACCUCCACGCUGUUUCUCUGAGAAGGUCAGCAAAUGUCUUUUUAAGUGUCAUAAGUGUGGCAAAGCCUUUCCCACUCUAGAUCGACUAGCAGCACAUAAUGAUAUCGCUAAGAGUAGACCAUAUUGCUGUGCUCUUUGCUGCCGUGGCUACUGGACAGAGACUCAGCUACAGCAGCAUUUGGGCUGGCAUGAUGAGGUACGGCGGCGUCUACCAGCAAACCUGCGAUACCGACUUAGCACCUGUGCUUUGACCACAGUAGCUAUGUCUAACCCAGUGGACGUUGCAUCCGUGAAUAAUGGCGUAAAUCCACUCCUACUCAAAUCACCUGCAACAUCCUUGGCUGGUUCUUUGUCAAAACAAUGCAAGUGCCCGCACUGUGGAGACACUUUCCAAACCACACUUGCCCUCAGACAGCACCAGACCCUACACAGCAAGCAAGGACAAUAUAAGUGUGGUCUUUCUCCUCAAGUUUUCAGUCAGAUCCAGGACCUUGCUGAUCAUCACCAGGAAUGUAGAAGCAAGAGGGGAGCACAAAGUGAUGUGCAAAAGGAACCAACCCAGAUGGAGCUCUCAAAAGAGAGUGUUGGCUUGACUUGUAUUGAAUGUGGAAUCACAUUUAGUCAGGAAGUAGAACUGCACCAGCAUUAUAUUGGUCAUGCUCGAGGGGAAUACUGAAAGAGCUGGUGGUGUGAAAAUCAUUAGUCGUCUAAAGAGGUGAAACUUAAAUGUGACAUUGGACCCUUCUACACAUUUUCAGCUGUAUUUCUGAGCAAAGUAAAUGUCAACUGAAUACUUUAGUUUUCCUUUCUACGAAUGGUGCAAAAGCAAGCUAUUUAUUUAACCUGUUUCCCAUGCAUGGCAAAAUGCUGUUAUCCAGUUUUUUAUGCAAUUGUGUCAUUACAAUACUUCAAGUGUACACAUGUUCUUCAGGUAACUAGACAUGGAGUUCUCCACUUAUUUUCUCAGGCCCUCUGUAUAAUUCUUUCUGAAGGAUAUGUACUGUUUUCAAGAAAGUGAAAUGUGUUUACAAGUGCCCUCUAAAAAUGUAGAUAGGGAAUGAAAAAUAUUUAGUUUCAAAGAAUGUUGUAGCUUUCUCUUAUUAUAUUGGUGCUGUAACAUCUUGUGAAUUGCUUUCAUUACUAAUAGCUCUUUGCCUUAAGUUCAUUGUAUAGCUGACCUAAGUUCUGCAAUGCCACCACAUAAGGUUUCAUUAAUACAGGGUUCUCUUUAGAAAAUCUGAGUCUUAGGAAGUAAAAACCCCAAUAAAACAAUGAGAAUGGGAUAAUGUUUUAAAAACCAUAUUCAGGAUUACACAGUUGUUUGAGCUGUAAAGUUGUGUAUUUUGUUCUGAAACCAGAGAUAAUCUGUGAAAGCACUUUUUAAAACUUGUAAAUCCUCUCUAUCCUGUCCUCCACACACUUCUGUGUCCAACACAAAUGACUACAGAUUUGUACAUUGUAGUUAAGAAAAAAAACACAUUUAGCUAGAUCAAACUUUUUCACAUCAAAAAUUUCACCAUGUCAAAAUCAAA
Molecule: messenger RNA, 5621 nt
Organism: Scleropages formosus (Asian bonytongue)
Lineage: Eukaryota; Metazoa; Chordata; Actinopteri; Osteoglossiformes; Osteoglossidae
Product: zinc finger protein 729
Exons: 2
Coding region: 29-4765 (1578 amino acids)
Biological process (GO): regulation of transcription by RNA polymerase II
Cellular component (GO): nucleus
Molecular function (GO): DNA-binding transcription factor activity, RNA polymerase II-specific; RNA polymerase II cis-regulatory region sequence-specific DNA binding
Source: RefSeq, a predicted model, not a curated record